AUGGCGUCGGCUUCGAGGGAUGGAUGGGACUGGUUGGUUUUGAAGGGUUUGGCUGGCGGCUCGUCGAGGGCUUUAACCGGAAUUUGGAAAGGGAGAAAUGUAGCUCGGCCGUCAGUAAAUUCUCAAGUCUCCAUACUGGUGAAUGAGCUGCUUACCGUCGAAAAUCCCCAGCAGGCAUCUCCUCGACGCGAGGAUAAGGGCGAGGCAAGGGAAGACUGGGGCUGGGCUCGUUGGAGUGAAAUCGGUAGAAUCGUCAAGGGAGGUUGGUCGAAACGUUGGUUAAAGGACAAGAUGGGGCUGAGGUUGGAUUGGGUUCCGAAGCGCGGCGCGGUUGAUCGGUUGAUUCGAGUCCCACCCACACCCACCGUUUCGUUUUUCAUUCUUUCCUCAUCACCAUCCACGUUCACCAGCGUCCUCUGUGACCACUACAAUGCCUAA
This is a messenger RNA of Coprinopsis cinerea okayama7#130, 438 nucleotides long. RefSeq lists its product as hypothetical. Lineage: Eukaryota; Fungi; Basidiomycota; Agaricomycetes; Agaricales; Psathyrellaceae. The record is from RefSeq and is a predicted model, not a curated record. Bases 1 to 438 code for a protein of 145 amino acids. The transcript has 3 exons.